This is a messenger RNA of Ostertagia ostertagi, 297 nucleotides long. The record is from the annotation of a GenBank genome assembly. Lineage: Eukaryota; Metazoa; Nematoda; Chromadorea; Rhabditida; Trichostrongylidae.
GUGAUGGAGCUAUAUUACGCAGAAACUGUUCAGUUGGAGAAGGACUACCUUCUCGGAGCUUUAGCAUGUCACAAAGACAUCACAGCCUUGAAAGGACUUCUUCUGCUGGCUCUGGAUCGUAAUUCGUCGUUUGUUCGCCUUCAAGAUAUGGCCAACGUUUUCCUCGUGGUAUCCAAAAAUCCCGUAGGCGCCGAAUUCAUGUUCAAUUUCCUCCUCGAGCGGUGGGAGGAGCAUUCUGAGAGAAGAUAUGAGUUCAUUAGCAGAAAGGAAUUUAUUAGUACAAAAGAAUACACAUAG